Myodes glareolus (Bank vole) is the source of this 2093-nucleotide messenger RNA. The record is from RefSeq and is a predicted model, not a curated record. NCBI's taxonomy places the organism in Eukaryota, Metazoa, Chordata, Mammalia, Rodentia, Cricetidae.
UGUCCCCCUUUUUGGGGGUGGGGGGUGGGCGAGAGGCGAGGAUGGAAAAGAAGAGAAGGGAAAUUGGGGUUGUUAAGGGCAUUAUAAUUUCUUUAAGAAGUGAGGCUAGGAGAGGCCAUGGCUGUUCCAGCCAGGAAGAGGAAGAUGAACUUUUCAGAGCGGGAGGUGGAGAUCAUCGUGGAAGAACUAGAGCUGAAGAAGCACCUGCUGGUGAACCACUUCAAUGCUGGGGUCCCUCUGGCUGCCAAGAGUGCAGCCUGGCAUGGCAUCCUGAGAAGAGUCAACGCUGUGGCCACCUGCCGUAGGGAGCGGCCCGAAGUCAAGUAGAAGUGGUCCGACCUCAAGACCGAAGUCCGCCGCAAAGUGGCCCAAGUCCGAGCUGCUGUAGAAGGUGGCGAGGCCCCAGGGCCCACAGAAGACGAUGGAGCUGGUGGAAGUGGGACAGGCGGUGGCAGUGGUGGCAGAGGCACAGCCAUAGCUCCAGUACUGCUGACCCCUAUGCAACAGCGCAUCUGCAACUUGCUGGGUGAGGCCAUCAGCAGCCUGCCCAGUACCACAGAGAUCCAUCCCGUGGCCCUCGGACCCACGGCCACGGCAGCUGCAGCCACGGUCACCCUGACACAGAUCCCCACUGAGGCCACCUUCCACACCCAGGAGGAGGGACUGGUGGAGUACUGCACAGCCGAGCCUCCUCAGCCCCUGCCGACCGAGGCCCCGGUGGAGAUGAUAACUCAGCAUGCAGAGGCAUCUGUUAAGCCGCAGGCACUUAAGAGCCGCAACGCCCUCAGUUUGGCCAAGCUCAUCCAGGAGCAGCGGGUCACCAACCUCCACAUAAAGGAGAUCGCCCAGCACCUGGAGCAGCAGAAUGACCUGCUGCAGAUGAUCCGGCCCCAGGAGGUGCAGGCCUGCGCCCAGGAGCGGCAGGCCCAGGCCAUGGAGGGCACCCAGGCGGCCCUGAGUGUCCUCAUCCAGGUUCUCCGGCCCAUGAUUAAAGAUUUCCGAUGCUACCUAAAGAGUAACACACCCACCCCAGCCCCGGCCCCUGACCCUGGACAGGUGGCCCAGAAUGGGCAGCCGGACAGCAUCCUCCAGUGAAGGCAGAGGUCAAGCCAGCGCUCUGCCGUGAUUGUAAGUGGUUUCUGUUAGUGGCUUCGAGUGGACCAUGUGGCUAGCUCCCUCUUGGAUAGAUAUUUGGGGCUUAUUAGUCUGAGAAAUGAAGGGAACUGGGAAAAGGAAAUUGCUGGGCUCCCGGCACCCAGUGGAGCUGCCUUGUUGAAAUCUGGGAGGUUUAGCUGGGAUUGUGUGUGCUGGCGAUGUGCCGUAUGUUGUCAUGGUCUAAGGCUCGAGACAUCGCCCAGACUCCAUCCAGGACAACUUUAAAGACAGACUGGUUCUCACUGGGGCCUGUCACAGCACAGGAUCUUCAAUGGGCUGACCCACCUCACGUACGCCCCCUUUUCUAGUGCCAUCCUGCCAGUGGCGCUGGUAGAAAUGCAAUAACACCCACAGAAGAAUGUCUCCCAGCGCCACUGGGAAACCCCGGCCCUUUCUUCCUCCCACCGUGCCUCCAUUCUCAGGGGACGCUCCUUACUCCUGUGGGCUGCCACCAUCCUGGCACAGCCCAGCUCUUGGAAAUGCACCGAGAUGCAUGCAGCCAGUCUGGUUCAGGAAUGCUGUAUGUGGUGGGGGAAGGGUUGGCCACUAUCUUGUCUUCCAUGACACCUCUGGGUAGCUGUUAUAUAGUUUGCCCCACCCCGGGCUUUGACCCAGGUGGGCUUCAGGUGCUGUCAGUUAGAAGGCAAACCCCGUGGACUCCUGUUUCCUGCUGCAGUGCACUUGAGGUGAACCGCUAGUUUUGACUUUAUUUUAGUAAUAGUGAUUUUAGAGAGCUCACUUCUAGCCAGUCGUAUUUAUUCUAUAGCUGAACCCCUUCUGGGUGGGCUCCAGCCUCUGUGGCCGCCCUGUUUCCUCUCUGCUGGACGACACAUCUGAAACACAGUGCACAUUAGAGCCCUGCUCAGCAGUACUCCCUGCCCCUGCUCUGUUACUCAGUGCCUGGUGCAUUGUCAAUGCCCCCGACUGGCUGAUUGAAU